CGUCACUUCCGUUUACUGUCGGGCACCGCAGCGGAGUUCUGAGUACGGCGGUGAAGGGGCUGAAGGAGCUGAAGGACUACAGGCGGGGUGGGCGGGGGUGCGGAACGAGGAGGAAAUACCAUCACCGAGACGCCAGCCUGGACGUUCCCACCUCCUCCCACGCUGUCGGGUCCGAUCGGAGAGGGGUCACCGCCUCCUCCAGCCGUGGAGAAGGGGGGCGGAGCCCGACUCAGGAUCAUGGAUUUUCCCGGACACUUUGAACAAGUCUUCCAGCAGUUGAACUACCAGAGGCUCCACGGCCAGCUCUGUGACUGUGUCAUUGUAGUGGGGAACAGACACUUUAAGGCCCACCGCUCCGUGCUGGCAGCAUGCAGCACGCAUUUCCGAGCCCUGUUCUCAGUGGCGGAGGGGGAGCAGACCAUGAACAUGAUCCAGCUGGACAGCGAGGUGGUGACGGCGGAGGCCUUUGCCGCCCUGAUGGACAUGAUGUACACCUCCACCCUCAUGCUGGGGGAGAGCAACGUCAUGGACGUCUUACUGGCAGCCUCUCACCUGCAUCUGAACUCUGUCGUUAAGGCAUGUAAACAUUACCUGACGACCAGGACGCUGCCCAUGUCCCCCCCGAGCGAGCGCGUGCAGGAGCAGAGUGCCCGCCUGCACCGCUCCUUCAUGUUACAGCAGCUCGGCCUGAGCGUGGUGAGCUCCGCCCUCAGCUCGAGCCAGAACGGCGAGGAGCAGCCGGCGCCGAUGAGCUCGGCAAUGCGCAGCAGCCUGGACCAGCGGACGCCCUUCCCCAUGAGACGGCUUCAUAAGCGGAAGCAGUCCGCAGAGGAGCGAGCCAGACAGCGCCUCCGGCCCCCCCUGGAUGAGGCUGCCAUUUCAGACACUGCCCCAGAGAAUGGACCGUCAGGGGUGCAUCCUCGGGAGGAGUUCUUUUCACCAGAUUCUCUGAAAAUCGUGGAGAACGCCAAGGCCGAUGGCAUGACCGACAGCCAGGAGGACACGACCAUGAUGUUCGAGCAGUCUUUUGGGGCUCAGGAAGAUGCCCAGGUGCCCAGCCAGUCUGACAACAGUACCGGCAACAUGGCACCACUGUCCAUGGCCUCUCGUGCAACGCAGGUUGAGACGAGUUUUGAGCAGGAAGCUGCAGCUGAGAAAAGUGGUUUCCAGUGUGAGAACCCAGAGGUUGGCCUUGGGGAGGAGCACAUGCGGGUGGUGGUGAAGUCGGAGCCCCUGAGCUCUCCCGAGCCUCAGGAUGAAGUGAGUGAUGUGACCUCCCAGGCAGAAGGCAGCGAGUCAGUGGAAGUAGAAGGCGUUGUGGUUAGUGCUGAGAAGAUAGACCUGAGCCCCGAGAGCAGUGAUCGGAGUUUUUCAGAUCCCCAGUCUAGCACUGACAGGGUGGGUGACAUCCACAUACUGGAAGUCACAAAUAACCUGGAACACAAGUCCACUUUCAGCAUUUCCAACUUCCUUAACAAGAGCAGAGGAGGUAACUUUAGCACCAACCAGAGCAACGAUGAUAACAUCCCAAAUACCACCAGUGACUGCAGGCUGGAGGGGGAGGCCUCUUACUUGUUGAGUCCGGAGGCUGGGCCUGCAGGCGGGCCUUCCUCGGCCCCUGGCACUCAUGUGGAGAACCCAUUCAGUGAGCCCACAGACUCCCAUUUUGUUAGGCCUAUGCAGGAAGUGAUGGGCCUGCCCUGUGUGCAGACUUCAGGCUACCAAGGAGGAGACCAGUUUGGGAUGGAUUUUUCCAGGUCUGGUUUGGGCCUCCACUCUUCCUUCUCCAGGGUGAUGAUGGGCUCUCCAAGAGGAGGAGCCAGCAACUUUCCAUAUUACCGCCGUAUUGCUCCCAAAAUGCCAGUGGUCACCUCUGUCAGGAGCUCCCAGCUCCCUGAAAACUCUGCCAGUUCCCAGCUAAUGAUGAGUGGGCCCACGUCCUCAUUUGACAACAGCCAUCCUUCCCAGCCUGGCCCGCCACAGUUGACCAGGGCCUCUGCUGACGUCCUGUCAAAGUGCAAGAAGGCCUUAUCCGAGCACAACGUCUUGGUUGUAGAGGGCGCUCGCAAAUAUGCCUGCAAAAUCUGCUGCAAGACGUUUCUGACCUUGACAGACUGCAAGAAGCACAUCCGUGUGCACACAGGGGAGAAACCCUACGCCUGCUUAAAGUGUGGCAAGCGGUUCAGCCAGUCCAGCCACCUCUAUAAACAUUCCAAGACCACCUGCCUGCGCUGGCAGAACAGCAGUCUCCCCAGCGCUCUGCUCUAAC
Molecule: messenger RNA, 2269 nt
Organism: Orycteropus afer afer
Lineage: Eukaryota; Metazoa; Chordata; Mammalia; Tubulidentata; Orycteropodidae
Gene: ZBTB5
Product: zinc finger and BTB domain containing 5
Biological process (GO): regulation of transcription by RNA polymerase II
Cellular component (GO): nucleus
Molecular function (GO): DNA-binding transcription factor activity, RNA polymerase II-specific; protein binding; RNA polymerase II cis-regulatory region sequence-specific DNA binding
Source: RefSeq, a predicted model, not a curated record